GCGGAAGUGACGGGAAGGUGGUAGUGGGGUAGUUGGCGGGUGGUUGAGCAGAGCCGGUCGCCAUGUCCGCGGGGAGCGCGACGCAUCCCGGAGCCGGCGGGCGUCGCAGCAAAUGGGACCAACCAGCUCCAGCCCCGCUGCUCUUCCUGCCCCCGGCGGCCCCAGGUGGGGAGGUUCCCAGCAGUGGGGGAAGCCCCGGGGGCUCCACAGCUGCUCCGUCGGGAGCCUUGGAUGCUGCUGCUGCUGUAGCCGCCAAGAUCAAUGCCAUGCUCAUGGCCAAAGGGAAGCUGAAACCAGCUCCGAACGCUGCCGAGAAGCUUCAGGCCCCUGGCAAAGGCCUCACUAGCAGUAAAAGCAAAGAUGAUCUGGUGGUGGCAGAAGUGGAGAUCAAUGACGUGCCUCUCACAUGCAGGAACUUGCUGACUCGAGGACAGACUCAAGACGAGAUCAGCCGACUCAGUGGGGCUGCAGUGUCAACCCGAGGGAGAUUCAUGACCACGGAGGAGAAGACCAAAGUGGGACCAGGGGAUCGUCCAUUAUAUCUUCAUGUUCAGGGCCAGACACGGGAAUUAGUGGACAGAGCUGUAAACCGAAUCAAAGAAAUCAUCACCAAUGGGGUGGUGAAAGCUGCCACAGGGACGAGCCCGACUUUCAAUGGUGCGACCGUCACUGUGUAUCACCAGCCAGCGCCCAUCGUGCAGCUGUCUCCAGCUGUUAGCCAGAAGCCACCCUUCCAGUCAGGGAUGCACUAUGUUCAAGAUAAAUUAUUCGUGGGUCUAGAACAUGCCGUGCCCACUUUUAAUGUCAAGGAGAAGGUGGAAGGUCCAGGCUGCUCCUACUUGCAGCACAUUCAGAUUGAAACGGGUGCCAAAGUCUUCCUGCGAGGCAAGGGUUCGGGCUGCAUUGAGCCGGCAUCCGGCCGCGAAGCUUUCGAACCUAUGUAUAUUUACAUCAGUCACCCCAAACCAGAAGGCCUGGCAGCUGCCAAGAAGCUCUGUGAGAAUCUCUUGCAAACAGUUCAUGCCGAAUACUCUAGAUUUGUGAAUCAGAUUAAUACUGCUGUGCCUUUACCAGGCUAUACACAACCCUCUGCUAUAAGUAAUGUCCCUCCUCAGCCACCAUAUUAUCCAUCCAAUGGCUAUCAGUCUGGUUACCCUGUUAUUCCCCCUCCUCAGCAGCCGGUUCAGCCUCCCUACGGAGCACCUGGCAUGGUGCCGCCAGCUGUUUCAUUGGCACCUGGAGUCUUGCCAGCAUUACCUACUGGAGUCCCACCUGUGCCAACACAAUACCCGAUAGCACAAGUGCAGCCUCCAGCUAGCACUGCACAGACUCCGCUGAGUGGACCUUUUAUUCCUGCUGCUCCCGUCAAAACGGCCUUGCCGGCGGGCCCCCAGCCCCCGCCCCCGCCCCAGCCCCCACUCCCAACUCAGCCCCAGGCACAGAAGAGGCGUUUCACAGAGGAGCUACCUGACGAGCGGGAAUCGGGACUUCUGGGAUACCAGCAUGGACCCAUUCAUAUGACUAAUUUAGGUACAGGCUUCUCCAGUCAGAAUGAGAUUGAAGGUGCAGGAUCGAAGCCGGCAAGUUCCUCAGGCAAAGAGCGAGAGAGGGACAGGCAGUUGAUGCCUCCACCAGCCUUUCCAGUGACUGGAAUAAAAACAGAGUCUGAUGAAAGAAAUGGGUCUGGGACCUUAACAGGCAACCAUGAUUAUCCAGUCAAGAAGAUGAAAACUACAGAGAAGGGAUUUGGUUUGGUGGCUUAUGCUGCAGACUCAUCGGACGAGGAAGAGGAACAUGGAGGUCAUAAAAAUGCAAGUAGUUUUCCACAGGGCUGGAGUUUGGGGUAUCAGUACCCUUCAUCGCAGCCACGAGCUAAACAACAGAUGCCAUUCUGGAUGGCCCCGUAGGAAACAGUGGAACAGAGUUUUGACCCUUGGUGACUCUUCUUUAGCAAUAAUGCAUGCAUUUGAUUUACCAAGACGGGGGCCUGCACUGGGAACCAUCGUGGACGUUCGUGGAACUUAGAGACGCAGUGUCCCCUUUCUUAAAGGGGUUGCAUUCUUUUUAAAAACAUCCCUUUUUCUGCAGUGGCAUAGCAUCUGUUCAAAUUUACUUAGGAUCACAGAUUUGUCUCAGAAGCUUUUUUUUUUUAACGGUUGGUGACAUGUGCUUGUUCAGCAAAGCUUCCCAACAGGGUCAUUCCAGUAUACAUUGACCUGGUCCAGCCUUUUCCAAACACGUAGCCCUUAUUCCGUCGUAAAGAAAGUUUUAUUUGUAUUUUACUACUGUUUGUUCAAUUUUGAUAAUAACUGGUUACACACAACGCCUUACUAUUUAUUAGUGGGGAAAUGAUUUUAAGGCCAUCCUUUCCUUUCUGUACUAAGUCUCUGAAUUCCUUAGCCCCGUUUCAUUUUUGGAUUCCUUCUGUUUUGGAAAGUGCUGUUUUACUAAUUUCAAACUGUCAGAGCUAGCUGGAUCCUGGGUAGGAAAACAAAGUUAUGUUUUUCAUUGUGUCUUUUUAUUGGAAUGGUCCAAAGCUGGCACCUUCAGGCACACUUGUGUCAUAGCCAUGGCUGUGUUUAUUGCUCAACUGGGUCAGAGAAAACUGCUUGAUCAGAAGCUGGUCGGAACUCAUCACAGAAAUGAAACCCAGCGGUCUAUCUCUCAGAACUGGUUGUCUUUUUAUUGGAAUGGUCCAAAGCUGGCACCUUCAGGCACACUUGUGUCAUAGCCAUGGCUGUGUUUGUUGCUCAACUGGGUCAGAGAAAACUACUUGAUCAGAAGCUGGUCGAAACUCAUCACAGAAAUGAAACACAGCAGUCUGUCUCUCUCAGAACUGAUUGCAGCGAAAAUAGAGAGAUGUGACUGCUCGCUAUAGGAUGGGGACUUAGUGACUUAGAUUGCCCCUCCUUUUUCUUGGCAUUACCGGUUUUGCCAAAAGAACUUUUUUGUAUCAAAUAUAUUGAUGUGUGAAAGUGAAGGAGCUAGUCUGCCGAACCAGGAGUAGUUUGAAAUACUGAACUGUCAUUUUUGCACAUUUGAAUACUUUGCAGGCUGGCUUUGUAUAAACUUACCCUCUGGUUUCCUAUAUGUUGUAAAUAUUUAGACCAUAAUUUCAUUAUAAAUAAAUG
Messenger RNA from Rhinolophus ferrumequinum (greater horseshoe bat), 3131 nucleotides. RefSeq names its product KH domain containing 4, pre-mRNA splicing factor (gene KHDC4). Bases 63 to 1907 code for a protein of 614 amino acids. Gene Ontology annotation, molecular function: RNA binding. Gene Ontology annotation, cellular component: nucleus. NCBI's taxonomy places the organism in Eukaryota, Metazoa, Chordata, Mammalia, Chiroptera, Rhinolophidae. The record is from RefSeq and is a predicted model, not a curated record. The transcript has 14 exons.